Molecule: messenger RNA, 4376 nt
Organism: Condylostylus longicornis
Lineage: Eukaryota; Metazoa; Arthropoda; Insecta; Diptera; Dolichopodidae
Gene: Culd
Exons: 12
Coding region: 237-3122 (961 amino acids)
Molecular function (GO): protein binding
Source: RefSeq, a predicted model, not a curated record
UUCGCGUAAUAUGAAUUGAAGCGUUUUGGUUAUAUGAGUUUUAGUUAGUAAUAUCAUUUUAAGUCUAUAAUAAAUGACAACUGGAUUUUUCAAUAUUCAAGGAUAGCUUUAAUGUUUUUCUAUGUUUUAAAGUGUACUUUCUAUGUUUUUCAUUUUUCCACAAAGUGUGUAAUAUUUUACAACUUGGUUAUACGAAAUUAUGCUUAUUAAUCACAAUCUAAAAACCAAAGGUGCAAAUGUGUUUUUUUAAUUUAGUUAUCAUUGCAUUAUUAGGAUGUGAAAUAAGUAAACUGGCAAGUACUUACUCAAUUAAUUCACCGAGAGAAUGGGAUAUAUGCAGUCACUGGAAUGGAAGAAGACAUUUCUUAGAAUUAGGAGAGAGGGGAGAGUUACACGCUCGUAACGUGUCAGCAUCAAAUUACAUGAGCACAUUUUAUACUUCUUCAAUUGCAAAUAUCAACAACAGAAGUAUUUUGUCAGAGCCUUGGUAUCAGUGUAACUUAGAAUUAGUUACUUGCUCUGAAUGUGUAAUUCGAAUAACAUUUACAUAUUCCAAUUUUUCGAAAACGUGUCAACCAGUAGUGAGCAGUAAUGAUGGGACGUUACACAAUAAAUGCUUUUGUGAACAUAUAACUUUUUCUGAGCCACCUUAUGAUGUCGCGAUAUCUGGUAAAAAGUUUUGUGGUGAAGAUAAAGUUUUUCGGAGUACAACUCGCUCAGUCUUAUUACAAUUUUUCUUUCAAGCUACUUACAUUCAUAUUUUUUCUCUACAGUACUUUUCCGAGAGAAAUGUCAAUGUUAUAAGUGGAUCACCUCGAAUACAAAAUGUACAGAAGAAUUCGACUAAAAGUCGCAACUGUGUGAUAACAACCCCUUACUUUCCUGUUCCAUAUCCAAGAGAUUAUGGCGUUGAACACAUAUUAACUUGUGAAACUGAAGAUUGCCAUGUCAAAUUAGAAUUUUCAGAUUUUCAACUAGGAAUGAUAUCAACAAUGAUGGUUUUUGAUUCAAAUGGCCAAAUGUUGGAUUCAUAUAAUGGUGAAAUUUUCCGACCACCCGUUAUUAUGAGCAGUGGAAAAUCUCUACUACUUCAAUUUCGUGGUAAUGGGGUAACCGGAGUAGGAUUCAGAGCAGCGAUAUCAUUUAUUUCCGAUAUUGAAUACAAUGAUAAACUAAUACUUCCAAAUACAGAUUGUGGUGGCAUGGUGGAAGGUUUAGGAGGGGCGAUUACAAUGAUGAAUAUGAUUGAAAAUGAAACUGAAAUUAAAUAUUACGACUGUAUAUGGAUCAUUAAACCAGCUAAUAAUUACAUGAUGAUGAAAACUCACAUUUCUGUAAGAGUAGAUACUUUUAUUGGGAUGGAGUCUAAUUCAGUUGUAGAGCUUCGCCAAGGAACAAUUUCAACAGCUUUGUUAAUAGAAUCUGUCAAUUGGCCUUCUUCGAAAAUAAGUGAAAAAACUCAUAUAACGCCAAUUCUGUCUGGAUUUUAUAUACAUUUGAAAGGAAUUUUUGGAAAAAAAUCUCGUUUAGCAAUUGUUUACAGUGUCUUUAAUUACAUGAAUUGUUAUAUUGGGUCAGAAUUUCUCUGCCAGAACAACCAUUGCUUAUCAAUUCGUUUACAUUGUGAUGGAUUUGAUCAGUGUGGGGAUGGAAGCGAUGAGCCUGAAACCUGCGGGAAUCAAAUAUCUAACGUUCAAUCAGAUCAACGAGAGUGGUAUACAAGCAAACCAAAUUAUUACUUCCCCAAGAUCGAACAAUACCCCGAUCUGAAAACUGCUACUGGAAUAUUUGUAAUUAGUACACUUGGUAUUUUAGUACUUUUAUCAGGUUGGAUGAUGAUUCUUUAUAGAAUGGGUAUUCGUGCGAGAAAUCAAAGAGAACUUCAAAAUCAAUUACAAACCAUAAGUGAGCUUUUAGAUCGUGAUCGUCAAGAAGAUCAGACAGAUAAUCCACCAGAUUAUGAAGCUCCUCCAGAGUACGACGAAGUUGUAAAAUUUAAAACGGGGACUGAAGGAACUUCAAAACAGAGAGGUCGGCGAAACAAAAGAAAGCAAAGACAUAGCAAAGACCAAAAGAAUCAGCUAAGUCGGAUGAAAGACAAAGAACUUUCGCACACCAAUGAUUCUGCAAAAACUGACGAAGUUUCUAAUAUACUUUCUGACCACAUGCAGUCAUUGUCAAAUAUAGUAGUAAACUCCACUGCAACUUGUGAAAAUUCAAAAACAAUUGCGUCGAAAACAGAAGUUGACAGCACAAGCUGCGUUUUACCAACAAGACAUCCCAAAAAGACCACCAAAACGAGCUCAAACGAUCAAUCCACUUCUAUAAAUGUUUUUAGCGCAUACAGUAGCGACGCGUCGACGCCAUUUGAGGAAAGCUCAUCACCAUUCGGCGAUGAUUCACUGAAUAUUUCAUUAACUUUAACUAUGUCAAACACUAAAAUUUUACGUGCGUCGAAAAAUCACGAGUCGUUAUACAGUGAAAAAAAUAAUCUUAAGAAAGCUUGGGUAAUAUUUGAUAAUGGACAUGUUCAAACAAUUCAAAGUAAAAGAAUGAGGCUUCGGCAUACACUUUCUUCGCCGGAAACAUUUUUACACCAUCUUCAAUCAUCCGAUGAUACAAAUUAUGCCAAUAUUUAUAAUGAAAGAAACUCAUAUCUCAGUAAUGCUACAACUUUUGGCUCAGAUCUAUCUUCCGAUCACGGAACUCUAAAUAAUGAACUCUAUGACAAUAGUUUAAGAAAAGAAGAAAGUAAUAGAGUUAGUAACGCGAUGAAUUUUUUUAAAGCGAUACAAACUAAAUCAAAAAUUUUAUCAACACAGAAUUCAGAAAAUUAUCCUGGCUCGUCUUUGACAAUGCCUUCUCAAGUCACAUUAAAUUAUAGCAAUUACAGUGAUGUUGAAAGUGAUGCUGAUCCAGAUAUAUCUGGUUUUGAUAACGUUUAUUUAUUUGGUAACAGUAAAAGGGAUGUGCAACGUUCAAAGCAAAAAAAGAGAGGAGAUCGGCGUAGUAACUCAUUUACAAAUUAUGGAAGAAGGCAUUCCGCUGGUGACAGAGAAUCAUUGAAAAGAUGUUCUUCUGCAGAUUUACUUAUGAAUAUGGUUACCCUUUCACUUACAUAAUGGUUAACCGUCACUCACUUCUAAAACUAUUUUCCAUAAUUCGUUAGAAAAAAAAUAAAUACGUUCUUCUUCUUUUUCGAAACAAUUUUUUUUUAAAUGAAUCAAAAGCUAAUCAUAAAAAUUUUAAUUAACAAGUUCUUUCAGUUUAUUUUAUAACUAUUUAAGAUAAUGGGGCUUGUUCUGAUUAUCGAAUCAGUAAGCUAGGCUGAUAUUUAGCCUAUUGGUUUGUAUUCGCAAUAAGAAAUAUCGAAAUUUUACGAUAAUUGUCACUCUCACAUAUAGAUUUGAUACUCAGAAUAAGAUCCAAUUUUCUACUAAAUAUAAUAAGCAUAUGUACAUGCAUACAUACUUAUAAAUAAAAUGAUGAACUUUUUUGAUUAAUACGAUUAUUGCAAGUUGGUCGUUCCUCAGUACACCAAAUGGGCCCAACUAACGCUGGUCAUGAAUUCCAACACGACACAAUGUGCGCAUUAUAAGUCCCAAUUGACAUUGCCAACGGAAUUGAUUAUUAUGUUAGUUUUUUUUUGAUACAUAGUGAUUUUUAUAUGUGAAAUAAAUGACGACGAAAACAAGUUAUUUUAAAUAAAAUUUGUUAGUGAAAGUAGUUUAAUAAUUUUUUUUGUAGUAUAGAAGAACUUUGGAAUAAGGGGAUGACAAUAUUAUUUAUGACAACAAAUUAAAGUGUGACAAUCAAUUAUCAAUUAAUGAACUAGAAAAGCGGAAAUUUAGUGUUCAAUGGAAUUCGAUGGUGAAUGAAAUUAGAAAUAGUUUUUUAUUUGUGAAAAUUGCAAAAUUGCAAAAAAUUGUUAUUUUGCAAAAUCAAGCAAAUGGCGUGAUUAACAUAUUCGCCAAAUCUUUCACAUACUGGGAAACGGUCAUUCAUGUAAAUGUUUUAUCUACUAAAAAAUUUUGCUUAAAAUAUGUCAGAAUGAACUAAAAGCAUGUGUUUAAAUUGAGAAUUUAUAAUAAAUUGGCAUCUCAAUUUAAUUAUCACACUCACCCAUAUUCUAUUUGUUGCAGCAUUUGACGUGAUUGUUUGUUAUUUAAAAAUCUUGUAAUUUUCUGAAUAAAAUAAAUUCCGAAAUUCGAAAUUCUGUAUUUAAAACAAAAUUCUUGUUAAUAAUACCAAAUUCUCAUCCCAUCACUUCAAGUAAUGCAACUAUCAGAAUAUGUUUGAUUAAUGUAAUUGUCUAAGUUGUUUUUGAUAAUACUAAAUAUUUGAAAAUAGAAAAUAAAUAUGAGAUUAAGAAUAAU